This is a messenger RNA of Exophiala xenobiotica, 3043 nucleotides long. RefSeq lists its product as uncharacterized. The record is from RefSeq and is a predicted model, not a curated record. The transcript has a single exon. The coding region runs from base 1703 to 2200 and encodes 165 amino acids. Lineage: Eukaryota; Fungi; Ascomycota; Eurotiomycetes; Chaetothyriales; Herpotrichiellaceae.
CAGGAUGUCGUGUUUUAAGAUUUAGGACCAAAUCUUCUCCGGUGAACGUCUUUUAUCGGACCUGGAUCCAUCGGCCGAAGUGCUCAGGUAAAGUCUUCGUAACAGUUGCUUCCAGAUGCACGAAUGGAUAUGAAUGAAGAGAUAAACCAAGGGAGUGAAAAACGAAAAAAUGAUUGGUACUCAACAUCAGAAGGGUGUUGAGGGCCCACUGGUAGGUGACUGGUGGUUCCGCCGAGUUAGCUUUGGUACUGUACGUGGACCAUGCAAACCACCCAUUCACAGCGAAUCAAGGAUAGAGCGAUGUAUGUUGCCUCCUGUCUAAUCUGGCUCGGCUACUUAUACACUUUCCACAUUACAUCUCUCUUCCACCUCGACGUCUCUUACGGUAGCGACAGCAUACCCCAACAGCAAGUACAUUGAUAUGCCGACGUUUACAAAGCAAUGAAUCACAGGCAUACUCAACGGCCAGUCAUCCUUUUUUCUUUGACAUUCCAGGCCUCAUCCUCAUUUACCCUGAACAAAGUUGAAGAGAUCCAAUGGAGCUAUGGGAGACGCAUCCUCGUUGAAGUCAGAGUUUCGGAACCAAUUGCUCCUAAGACAAGGGACUAACUUAAGCCACUCGAAAACAGUGUCUCCAGUCGCACCAUCAUGGUUGACAGUUCUUCUCCAAGGAAACAAGGACUCUCUUUCAGAGUCGCUCUCAUGACUAUGUCAGUUUGCUAAGGGCUGUGCAGGUGGGCCACAGGCCUUUCCUCGAGGACACGACUCGAUCACCCAUGAAAGGAAAUCGUUCAAGUGAGGAGACUGCCAACAACGGAGCAGGCAGUAGUCUCAUGGAUCUGGCCUUGGAGUCUACCCACCUCUGCUUUGAUCUUCACGUCUUUUUGCCCCUUCCCUUUUGUCAUUCAACCACCGAGUCCUACCUCAUGCUGCUCAGUGAAGGCUCUCAAUACUUCCACGAGGGCGGUUUGAUGAGGCAACCAGCAACAAGAACGAGACCUCCCUCCAGUAUGCUCUAGAAAGGUACGAAGACGACAACAUCCCGGCAGGCUAGGGAAGCAGCACCUGUGACGGGAGAACGGAAGGCAGGUGGAAGAAGGAUACCAUGCCUGCGCCUGCCGCAACCAUAUGACUCAUACCUUCCUCCGAGCUUAAGCACCACUUGCAUCUGAGCAUGCAGUUCAUCGUGCCCAAUGGUAAGCUCGAAGGAUCCUUGGCCAUAAUUGCUCUUGCAGAAGCGCACUCGCACAGUACAUUGCUCCCACACCGCUGCUACCCCCAGGAUGCUUGCUUCACUAGCACUUCAUUCACAAACUGCGCUUCUGGUUCUCUGCCCUUUCCUCCUCUUCCAACGGAAGGUUGCUACUAUCUUUCGACGACAACUGCAGCUGCAAGAAUCCACAAGGCCCUACAGCAGGGUGGUCGGGAAUGACUGCCUGACUCAUGAGUCUCUCAACGAGAAGCCCCAAGGUAGUUUGUGAGGCACAAGAUGUACUUCCACUGUCAAUAAAGGAGACAUUACUCAACACAACGCAAGAUUUUUGUGAAGGUGCACACAUUGGCAUUGCGUCGACAUACAAUCCCACUGCCACUUGGGGUGUGGCAUAUCUCCGGUGAAGGGUCGAAACAGUCAUAGACCACUCGGUAUGGGUUGCGGAUCUCAAUUGGAAGCAAUACGAGCCAACGGCUUUGAACAGCACGAAUGAGACAGGCUGCAAAAUCUUUGCACUGGUUAGCAGCGAUUUUCUGUUGUCUCGCUCGUGCAGCAAAAGGUCCCAUGAGCCAAGCGCGGCAGCCACGAGGUUCUAUCCCUGCCGUGCCCUGUCCAUCAUCAAGAGCUGCAGAGCUCCGGAAGUGGCCACUUCUGCUCGAUGUUAUGGGAUCGAGGCUACAAUGCGAGCCUAUGCAAGCGCUUUCGACGAUGGAAAUCAUGGCGUUGGAGAAAAUGCUCACAUCGACAAGGGCCAUCUUCCGAGUUAGGUCGCCAGGGUGGCAGACACUCGCUUACCGCAAGUAUGCUUCACUGCCACUAGAAAGGGUGGCUGGACGAGGCUGGACCAAGUUGAAUAUAAUAGGGGGUUCCGGCGUUCCUAUUGCGGAGCACAAAUCUCUCGCAUCCACUAGCGCGCCAAUCACUUGGGCAUCCAGUGCCGUUGAGGCCGAGCAAGAUCUUUUUCUGGAAAUUUUCAAUGCCUUCUAGAUCUCCCUGAGGGAUUUGCACAGAUAACCGCAAAAUCUACGACAGGGUCCAGUGGCUCCAACCUGUGGAAAAGUCUACACAGUAUGCGCACAGAAAAUACUACCUGACAUGACUCUACAAGUACGAGUCAUGCGAGCGUACCACCGAUCUCGGCGGAAUGUGGAUGAGAAAGGGCUUGGGUGUCCUCCAAAACCAAGCUUUGAACAACCCUCUUGAUUUUUAAGUUAACGGUUCAACAGGCGAAACCCGAGAUAGAUCGUCGUGCCAUGGGGCCAUCAUGGCUGUCGGGUGCAUUGGGAGACUGGGGCGAUCUCCCGGUACGAGCCCUAACAGUACUUGGAUGACGCCUAGCCAGGCCAUCGGAAGGUUUACCAAAUUCUCGGUCCGCAACGAUCUCAGGGUACACCUCCCUAUUGGACAUCCAUAGAUGUUUGUGUGCUGUCGCCUUCAACGGCGGUGAGGGUAUCAGCGUUUACGAGGCUGUGGAGCCCGCCCCAUACACGGCAAUUCCUUUAGAGAUGAGCGCAGGCCGGCAGGAAAAACUCUGUUCAGACCUCAAAGGUUAGGCACAGAGGGCACGACAGCCACGAGUACGGUGCUUCACAAGGUCGGUUAUUGCUGGUGACUGAACGCCGCCGGCAGAGGCUCCAUACUUACUGUCCUAGACACACAAAUGCAAACACAAAGCGACAUCAUGACAAGGUGUGAGGUAGAGGAGAACCAUAGAUCUCGACCAUUUGGUAACCACGGGUGACUCAUUUCAUUAGCCAAUCUGUUCUUGUAAUGCAAACACAUACAAGUACGAGUAGCUGAAACGCUUGCAAGACCAGGCCUCAAAACCGG